AAAUCCAGAGCAAUGCAAAUGCUAACUGGAUUGGCCGCAGGAGCCGCUCGUGGGGAGCGGUUAGCAAUGCAAAGUCGGUCCGCUUUAUUUGCGGUUCAGUCGGCGUGCUGCAGGGGGAGGAGGCGACCAAAAGUUUUAAAAAAAGCCGAAACGCGCGGCACUUGGAAGGUGAACCUGAACCUCAGAACUGACCCCGAAUUUCAAGAGCCGGACUUUUAGCCUGGUUCGAUUUAGCCCACGUCUCACUGGGGGCAGAUAUCUGGAAGGUGGUGAAGCAGCGGAUGGGAAGGAGUGGAGGAUCACCGGUCUUAAGGCACAAAAAGCCAGAGGAGCUGCAUAGCCACAGGGACGACGAGGUGACAUUUAAAGGAGGACAAGUCGGAAGGUAUGAAGCAGUCCCCAUCAUGAAGUCCAAAGGCAAAGCCUCCAAAUUCAGCCGCAGGUCCUCCAUCGAGGCCGAUCGGGAGCUGCAGGUGGCAGAGCCGGACACCGACGGACCAAGACCGCGAAGGAAGGCCGCCAGCGAGGACGCGACGCCGAGUGCCCGACGCAGGAGGCCCCUGAGCAGCUGCAAGGAGCGCAACGCCCGGCGGCUGGAGAGCAACGAGCGCGAGCGCCACCGAAUGCACAAACUCAACAACGCGUUCCAGGCGCUGCGGGAGGCGAUCCCGCACGUCAAGACGGACAAGAAGCUCUCGAAAAUCGAGACCCUCACCUUAGCCAAGAACUACAUUAAGUCCCUUACCGGCAUCAUCCUGGACAUGUCCAGCGGCGUCCUGCCCGCGGCGGUGGCCGGCGACAGCGCAGGCGCCUCCCGACUCAUGCAGUCCCGCCGGCCCGAGCUGGACGAGGCCGGCGGCGAGCGCUUGGCUCAGUACCUGACACAGAUCACCGGCUACCGGGAGGGCAGCUGACCCCGGCAGCGAAGGCUUGGGCGUCACGGCGAACCGAUGACGCCACGGACUGUUGGACUUAAUGGACACCGUGGUGGUGGGGUGCACCCUUGGCACCCGUGCCCCGCAGGGUGAGAGAUGGGCACCUCCCGAAAUGGAGACACUUGAUUAAACGGCCGCGUGUGCCUUGAAGGAUUGUGGGUCUGCUCGAAAGCCCCCCAGAGACGAUAAACGGCGGGGGCCCGGCCCAGUGCCUUACCAUUCACACACCGUUGGCACUGCUUUGGAAAAGUCUGCGAGGGCUGGCACGAUGCGCAGCGGGCAGAGCUCAGCUGAUGCUUUCUCUUCACAUUUCAAUAAAGUUUCAGUUUUUCACCUCAA
Molecule: messenger RNA, 1274 nt
Organism: Erpetoichthys calabaricus (reedfish)
Lineage: Eukaryota; Metazoa; Chordata; Cladistia; Polypteriformes; Polypteridae
Gene: bhlha15
Product: basic helix-loop-helix family, member a15
Exons: 2
Coding region: 282-914 (210 amino acids)
Molecular function (GO): protein dimerization activity
Source: RefSeq, a predicted model, not a curated record